CUCAGCUACACUUCUCACUACUCAAACCAACUCUUCUUCUCAAGCUUCAGCUUCACCCCAAACCACCAUCCACCAAUAUGCAGACCAAGCUCGCCCUCGCCCUUCUCUACGCCGCCGUCAACGCGGCCCCCAGCCUCACUCCCCGCCAGGCGACCUCCAUCCCCGUGGAGAUCUGGGAGGGCACGGGCUGCAACACCGGCGCCGGGCCGAUCACCACGGCCAACGUGCCCACCGACGGCUCCUGCUUCGGAAUCUCGCCCAUUGUCUCUGGCGACACCGACAGCGGCAAGGUCAGCUCGAGCUACACGUUCCCUGCUGGCUGCACUUUGACGGUUUUUAAUACUACGAACUGCGACCCUCAGGGCAACUUCAUCGCGGUUAGGCAGUCUACGACCUGCUUUGGUACUUUUGGGGCGGGCAAGCUUAUCCGCUCGGCUAGGACUUCGGGAACAUGCUAGAUGGUGAGCAUGUGGCUCGUUGGUGGAUGUGGUAGGAGAUCAGGGGAGAGCGGGUGGAGGGGUUGACGGUCAGAGUGUUUGGUGAUUGUGGG
Trematosphaeria pertusa is the source of this 550-nucleotide messenger RNA. RefSeq lists its product as uncharacterized. The transcript is spliced from 2 exons. The record is from RefSeq and is a predicted model, not a curated record. Lineage: Eukaryota; Fungi; Ascomycota; Dothideomycetes; Pleosporales; Trematosphaeriaceae. Bases 78 to 458 code for a protein of 126 amino acids.